This is a messenger RNA of Trifolium pratense (red clover), 1428 nucleotides long. RefSeq names its product replication protein A 70 kDa DNA-binding subunit-like. The transcript has 6 exons. The record is from RefSeq and is a predicted model, not a curated record. Gene Ontology annotation, cellular component: nucleus. Gene Ontology annotation, biological process: DNA recombination; DNA repair; DNA replication. The coding region runs from base 406 to 1428 and encodes 340 amino acids. Lineage: Eukaryota; Viridiplantae; Streptophyta; Magnoliopsida; Fabales; Fabaceae. Gene Ontology annotation, molecular function: DNA binding.
AUAAUCUUGACAAUAAGUGUCUAAAAUUUUCCACUGUAGAUUCACCAAAAUUGGUGGGUCGCGUUUUUCCAUCCCUUUGGCCGUUUUUCCCAUUUGCCUAGGUGGACGAAAAAUUCUCUCAUGCUGUCAGGUUCUAUUCAGGUUAGGGUUUAUUUGGGAAAGGGUUUUUGUUUUUCUGUCGUAUUUGCGUUUAGUGUGGGCGCCAAUCUUAGUUAUUCUCCUUUAGGGUUUCAUCUUUUCAAUUCAAUUAUUGAUGAGUUCAAUUAUUUUCCCCCUUUAUCCGUAAAAUUCCUGGGUUUUUGAAUUUCAAAUCUAAUCAUUGUUUGGGUAUAAAUAUGUGUUGUGUGUACACCUCUAAUCAUCAAAAUCUCUAUCUCACCUGAAAUACAACCCGAUUUAAUCAUUAUGGCCAAAGUUUGUAAGAAGUUUGACAGUGUUUCUGAGAUUUUACCAAACAAGGAUUGUGUUCGAAUCAAGGUGCGUGUUCUUCGUAUCUGGAAGACGUCUUCGUUCCUUAAUCCUUCUGAAGUCAAUUCAAUUGAGAUGGUUUUGGUUGAUGAAAAGGGUGGAAAGAUUCAUGCCUCUAUUAGGAAGCAGUUUUUAUAUAUGUUUGAGUCUAAAAUUGAAGAAGGACAAGUGUAUCAGAUGUCCUAUUUUUCUGUUGUUCCUCAGACUGGUUUCUACAGAACUACUCUACAUCCAUACAAGCUAUUAUUCCAAAUUAAGACAAAGGUUGUUGCUGUUAAGAGCUCUGAUAUAUCUCAUCAUGGUCUCACAUUGACAAGUUUGGCUGAAGUUUGUAGUCAUGUCCAUGAUUAUGAAUUUUUAGUUGAUGUUAUGGGUUUGUUAUCUGGAAUUUCUGCUGAGAGGGAAUAUGUUAGGGAUGGAAAUGUUACAAAGAUGGUUGUGUUGGAGUUGACUGAUACUAGUGGGAAAUGUGAAUGUGCUUUGUUUGGGGAUUAUGUUGAUGAGUUAAACAAGAAACUGGGCAAGACAUCUGGUGGUCUCCCUGUGGUCGUAAUUCAGUUUGCAAAGGUUAAGAUAUUUAGAGACCAAGCAUCCAUUCAAAAUGUCAUCAACACUACAAAGAUUUUUGUGAAUCCUGAUAUCCCUGAAGCUGAUGCAUUUAAGGAUAGCAUUGGUGUGCAUGGUAUUAUGUUGGAUGCCACUGUUUCUGUGAUUGGUCCUCGUGCCAAACCUGCUAUGGAUGAAGAAUUUCUGAGGAUGUAUCCAAAAAAAACUGUAUCUGAACUAAGUGAAAUGGAAGAGGAAGGGGUUUUUGCUGUUUUUGGGGUGGUUAGUUCUAUUGUUCGUGGGGAGGAUUGGUGGUAUCCUGCAUGCAAGUGUCAUAAGUCUGUUAUUGCUGAUUCUGGGGCUUACUUUUGCAAUGGAUGCAACAAGCAUGUUUUUCAAGUUGUUCCAAGGUAA